AUGCCAGCUUCAAAAAACCGGCUGGUGUUUGCAGCACUUUUUGUCAUCUUUGGAUUGACCCACAGUCAAAAGUUACCAAGUUUUGACUUGCUGGAGGAGUUCCGUGUAUCUGAGUCCAGAGGAGUGAAGAGAGUGGACGGGUCCAAACCAGAGGCAGUGGCCUACCGCAUCAACCCCUCCAUCCACCUGCAAAAAACCACAAGUGAGAUAUAUCCUGAUGGGCUGCCUGUGGACUACUCAGUCAUCACCACAUUUAAAGUCCCCAAAGACACGGCCAAAAAGUCGUGGAAUCUGUGGCAGGUGAGCGACUCCAAAGGCAAAGACCAGGUGGGGCUUCGCUUCCACCCCGGGACACGCUCGCUGGACUUCUUCUACACCAGCCCUCAUGGAAGCCAGAUGCUGCGCACGUUCUCUGAGGUGGAGAGGCUAUUUGACGGAGCGUGGCACAAACUGGCUCUGAGUGUGAAGGGAGGUCAGGCCAAACUGCUCAUAGAUUGUGAAGAGGUCAGCGUGCAGUCCAUAGACCAGGAGAGGCCUGUGAUGCGCAGGGGGUACACGUCCAUCGCCAAACGGGCUGCUGAAGACCGCUCUGUGUCUGUGGACCUACAACAAAUGGAGGUGUCAUGUGACCCAGAGAAGGCCUACACAGAGGGCUGCUGUGAGCUUGUGUGUACAUGUGGAGGUUACGCCGAGAUCGGCUUGACAGCUGGAGGAGCAUCGUGUAAAUGUAUGCAUGGGCAACCAGGAAUCCAGGGGCCUCCGGGGCCAAAGGGUCACAGAGGUCUCCCUGGAAAGCCAGGAGACAUGGGAAGACAAGGCAACUGGGGCAUACGAGGAGCCACAGGUGAUUAUGGAAAUACUGGUGAACCUGGUCAAAAGGGUGAACAAGGAAUCAAAGGCGAGAAAGGAAUGAGAGGGCUAUGGGGCCAAGUGGGAGACCGAGGUCCUAAGGGUUUGAAGGGAUUGAAAGGCGCAGCUGGCUUUAAGGGGGUUCGUGGACCACCUGGAGUCAUUGGAGAGACUGGAAAACAAGGAGAAGUGGGCGCUAAAGGAGAAAAAGGAUUUGAGGGUAUUCCUGGCUAUCAGGGAGUCAAGGGAGAGAAAGGGACGAUGGGUGUAGUCGGGCAGCCUGGACCGCGAGGAAAGCAGGGGAUUGUGGGAGAUCCUGGUGAAAGAGGGGUUUCCGGACAAAAGGGCAAGCCUGGAAUCCAAGGGCCACUUGGCAGACGUGGAGGUGUGGGACAGAAGGGCAUUAUUGGAGAUCCAGGAUUACCAGGAAGAGACGGUGACCCGGGUAUAGAGGCUUACCAAGGUCCACAAGGCAGCAUCGGGAAAUUGGGAAAAGUUGGAUCCAAGGGUGAAAAAGGUGUCCUGGGCCCACGAGGAGAAAUGGGUCCCCAAGGCCAGACUGGUCCAAGAGGUUACAAAGGCUCUGCGGGGAAGCCAGGGCGACCCGGAUUUAUCGGCCCACCAGGACCUGUUGGACAUGUGGGUGUGCCGGGAAAACCAGGUGCCAAGGGGGACACAGGAAUCCAGGGAAUUGGAGGAGUUAAAGGAGGACAGGGCACAAAAGGAGUAAAAGGGCCCAAAGGAAAGGUGGGAGAUGGUGGGAAGGUGGGGCCUCAGGGAGCCCAGGGGAAGCGCGGUCCAGCGGGCCCACCUGGACAGAGUGGUCCCACAGGAGUGAAGGGCGUCCGAGGGGAGAGUGGACCAGAUGGAUUUCGUGGGCCUCCAGGUCCUCCUGGCCCGACGCUGCCAGCCCAGCAUGUUAUCGAGGUCUGUAAGAAAGUGGUCCUAGAGCAGAUGUCCACCUUCGCCAACUCUGUCAAGAGGACCUGUGCUGCAGUCUGUCCACUCUAUGGAGACGUGCCCAUGGGUAAACCUGGGCCUCCCGGUCCCAAAGGGCCUCCUGGACCUCCAGGUGACCCUGGUCUCGAUGGAGCAGAGGGUGAAGUGGGACUCCCAGGAUUUUAUGGAGAAGCUGGGGAUCUAGGUCGCAAAGGGGAAAAAGGUGGAAGAGGUGAGGCCGGAGAUAAAGGCCCUAAAGGGUACGGACCACCAGGACACCCAGGAGACCAGGGACCCAAAGGUCAGCGCGGGCGUCCGGGAAGAGCCUUCAACGGUCAGCCCGGGAAGCCCGGUGAGAGAGGUCAUGUCGGCCGACCGGGGCUCAGGGGUCAUGCUGGUCUUCGCGGGCCCCCAGGGGUCUGUGUUACCUCUGGGUGCGCCCCUCUGAAUGCCACCCUUGGGACACCCGCCUCCAGCCCAGCAACAAGAGCAGGGGGCCGUUCAGGAGCACGGCCAGGCCCUCGGAGGAGGACUCGACCCUAAAGAGACAGAACCAAUAUCAGACUACUGUUAAUAUGUGUUUACUUCUAUACAUUUAAACUGUAAAUAGGCAUACACGGUGAAACAUGAGAACAAGUGACUUAAAAUA
Periophthalmus magnuspinnatus is the source of this 2437-nucleotide messenger RNA. RefSeq names its product collagen alpha-1(IX) chain. Bases 1 to 2331 code for a protein of 776 amino acids. The transcript has 26 exons. The record is from RefSeq and is a predicted model, not a curated record. NCBI's taxonomy places the organism in Eukaryota, Metazoa, Chordata, Actinopteri, Gobiiformes, Gobiidae.